Molecule: messenger RNA, 288 nt
Organism: Dovyalis caffra
Lineage: Eukaryota; Viridiplantae; Streptophyta; Magnoliopsida; Malpighiales; Salicaceae
Source: the annotation of a GenBank genome assembly
AUGGAGAUCUCAAUGACAAAAGGGAGCUCAGUGAAGAGCCUUUGGUUUGUGUUAGGCCUAAUAAUAUUGGUGCUGUCGCCAGAGAUUAGAGUCGUCCAUUGCAGGGCCCUUCGUUCAAGUACCAGCACCAUCACUACCACAGGAUCCGAGCAAGUGGAUGCAACUAAAGAAUCAAUGGGCAUGGCUUCAUUUGUUGUUUCUUCAAACAACUCCAGCAGUCGUUCUUCGGUGAGAAGCUUGAUGUUUAAAUUGGCAUCUGGACCUAGCAAAAGAGGCCCUGGCCAUUAA